AUGCCUUUCUCAUUUACUCUUCCAACGACAUCUUCGUUCUCAUUCUCGUCAUACUUCGAAAGUAGCUCUCACCCCUCACUUCCACUGGCUGCGAGCACAUAUCGAGGUGUUCUGCGAGACACUCUGAAGAAGCACAAGCGCCUCAGUCCUUCGGAACAGACACCGCAUCUCUCAUCCGUACUUCUUACACUGAAUAACUAUCUUCCCUACUUACUCGCCAUCGACAAUGGUCUUGCAAGCCAACCUGUCGCAGGAGAGGAAGUAGAUGUUGUCCUGAAGUCCACUCCCACCUUGGAAUGGAGACCGACAUUAUCUGAAAAUCUGGUGCCGGGGCAAGAGACUGGACGCGUAAAGAUUAAAUCCCUGGAGUAUGAGAUCUAUUUCGUUCUACAAACUCUGGGAUACACCUACACACUACUAUCUCGGUCCUCGCUUCAUCUGCUCUACUCAUCAGCUACCGCCUCACCAAGUGCAGAGCAACGGACUCUAGCCAUCACGACGGCGACUAAGAAUCUCCUUUCCGCUGCUUCAGUACAUGAUUACAUUCCCAAACGUUCGGAUCAGAUAUCCUCAUCACCCCCUUGUGUUGACAUCUCCCAAUCCACAGCUAGCGCACUCCGCUCUCUGGCUCUAGCCGAAGCCACUCUUCUGGCUGUUCUGAAAGAUGAUCCGUAUCCAGCUAUCGUGGCUCAAAACCGGAACCAAAAUGACCGGGAUUGGAUGAUUAUGGCACCUGAGAUUCCCAAGCUCAGAGUGCACCUAUUUGCCCGUCUAUGUCUAGCGGCGUCAGAACACGCCGCCAAUGCAUCCUCUCUUCUCCAAUCUAGCUCUACUAGAGGCAAAGGCAAGAUUGAUGGAGACUUGGUGAAGUAUGUUGAGGAUUUGAGGAGGGCAGGAAGGGGAAAGGCAUGUAGAUUCUUCGGUAUUGAUGCGGAGAUGGUGGGGAAGACUGGUGAUGCUAUUGCGUGGUUGACAGCUGGUAUGAACGAGCUUGGUAUUGCCGUGAAAGAAGAUGGCAAGAAAGGACUGAGCUUCGGGAGAAUGAAGAAAGGUUGGGAGGAGAAGAGAGAGGAUAAGAGGGUUGAGAAGGGCGCUCAAUGGGGAGCUGAUGCCGGGAGGGCUGAAGAAGGAAGAGUUCUGGAAAUGCUUCAGAAGAAAUGGAAUAAGAUGAACGACACAAUUAAUACUCAAGCGAUACCACCACCAGGCCCACUCGUAGCGUCCAUGCCCUCAGGACGAGAAAUCUAUACAUUGUCGCCCUGGAACGCACCAACCCUGGACACUUCAGUAUUGGAGAACAUGCGAGCACCUCCGGAUCGAGCAGAUGAUUAUGGAAGCGAUGCUAGCUCUGACGAUGAGAAUCAGCAACAGGAUCCUGUUGGUGCCUUCCCCGGGACGAAAGGUGACUAUGCUGGCAGCGGAAGCUAUUACUGA
Messenger RNA from Cadophora gregata, 1434 nucleotides. RefSeq lists its product as uncharacterized. NCBI's taxonomy places the organism in Eukaryota, Fungi, Ascomycota, Leotiomycetes, Helotiales, Ploettnerulaceae. Bases 1 to 1434 code for a protein of 477 amino acids. Gene Ontology annotation, biological process: cellular response to pH. The record is from RefSeq and is a predicted model, not a curated record. The transcript has 2 exons. Gene Ontology annotation, cellular component: plasma membrane.